This is a messenger RNA of Hibiscus syriacus, 505 nucleotides long. RefSeq names its product profilin-4-like. Gene Ontology annotation, cellular component: cell cortex. NCBI's taxonomy places the organism in Eukaryota, Viridiplantae, Streptophyta, Magnoliopsida, Malvales, Malvaceae. Bases 11 to 394 code for a protein of 127 amino acids. The record is from RefSeq and is a predicted model, not a curated record. Gene Ontology annotation, molecular function: actin monomer binding. The transcript is spliced from 3 exons.
AUACGAAAGAAUGUCGUGGCAAAACUACGUAGAUCAGCACUUGAUGUGUGAAAUCGAGAGGCAACAAGGCCAACACCUUACUGCCGCCGCCAUCGUUGGCCAUGAUGGCAGCGUCUGGGCUAAGAGUUCUAACUUCCCCGAGUUGAAGGCUAGUGAGGUAUCGGACAUAAUGAAAGAUUUGGAUGAACCGGGCCACCUUGGUGGCUCAAAGUAUAUGGUGAUCCAGGGUGAGCCCGGUGCUGUCAUUCGUGGCAAAAAGGGACCAGGAGGGAUCACUAUUAGAAAAACAGGACAACCUCUUGUUCUAGGCAUAUACGAAGAGCCGGUGACUCCGGGACAAUGCAACAUGGCCGUCGAGAGGUUGGGUGAUUAUCUCGCCGAGCAGGGCAUGUAGCCGACUUGUCUUCAAAAUUAUAUGCAUUUUUAAUUUUCAUUUUUAUGCUUUGGGUUCCUAAGGAUUUUCCCUCUAUUUCUCACAUUGAUACUUUUGUAUUUAUUUGGACAA